Messenger RNA from Amyelois transitella, 5105 nucleotides. Its product is annotated as acyl-CoA-binding domain-containing protein 5. Lineage: Eukaryota; Metazoa; Arthropoda; Insecta; Lepidoptera; Pyralidae. Gene Ontology annotation, molecular function: fatty-acyl-CoA binding. The transcript has 9 exons. Bases 254 to 1060 code for a protein of 268 amino acids. The record is from RefSeq and is a predicted model, not a curated record. Gene Ontology annotation, biological process: fatty acid metabolic process.
UUAUGUCAAUUCAUUCACUUUUUGUUGGAUCCGUAUCGUUUUCGUCCACGAUUCACUACGAAUUAUUAUCAAUUUUAAUUCGUCAUUAUCACAAUUCAGCGCGUCGCGAAGAAGGUUUUAAUUGUGUUGUUGUUUAAAGAGUGUAUCAAUGAAUUUGUGAUGUGAAUUAUUAUACAAAACAGCGAGGUCCAAAGUGCAUGGAUGUUUUAUCUAAUUUAUUUACAGUUCUGUGUCUGUUUUUGUUUGUGCUAAAAUGUCUUUGGAGGAGAAAUUCAACGCUGCUGUAAACGUAAUAAGAAGUUUGCCGAAAAGCGGAUCCUAUCAACCCAGCAAUGAGCUGAUGCUGAGGUUCUACAGUUACUUCAAGCAAGCUACGGAGGGGCCGUGCGACAAGCCCAAGCCCGGCUUCUGGGACGUGGUCAACAGAGCUAAAUGGGAGUCGUGGAACAAAUUAGGCAAUAUGACCAGGGAAGAGGCGAUGCAGGCCUACGUCGACGAGUUACAUAAAAUCGUAGAGACAAUGUCCUACAAUUCGGAUGUGGCGUCUUUCCUGUCCGUGGACGAUGAGGAGCAAGGGUUCCCCAACGGCGACCUGGCCCUCGUGGCCGGAGACGUCAUCGCCAGGGUGCGCUCCGAGCAUAACACUCCUAUAGGAUCCCGGUCAGUAAGCGGCGCCUCGUCUCCAAUGAGGAGUACGUCCCCGCGUCCUCGCCACGACUCCGAAGACGAGUAUAUUGAUACGGUCGAUGUUAGUAUUAGUGAUCUCGAGCAGCCUCCGACGGCGCCGCCGCGUCUGAGCAACGGUCACGCGCACCAGAUCACAUCACAACUAACACAUCUGAAAGUGCUAGAACAGCUGCCGGGGACUCUGGCGCGGCUGGAGGCCGACGUGGCCGCCCUGAGGAAGGCCGUAGAAGGCGACAGAAGACUUAUCACGCGGGCGACGUCGGCAUGGCGCUGGCCGUGGCAGGAGCUGUCCGUCCCCACAUUCCUGUUCGUGACGCUGUGGCCCUUCAUCGCCUACAGGCUGCUCACGAGGCGCUCCAGGGCCAGAUCCUAACGCCGCGACAGACGCCCGCUAGUGUUAAGUGCAUACGAACCAGACAACUCUGUUUGCAUCGGACAUCCGGUUGAUCCGGUUAUAACCGGUUACAUCCGGUUAAAUCAGAACUGGUUUUAUAAUCGGAUGUAACUAUUUAUAAACAUGGUCAUAUAACCGGAUAUAACUGGUAUAAAACAUGGUUAUGUAACCGGAUUUAAUUGGUUAUAAACAUGGUUAUAUAACUAGUUAUAAACAUCAACAACCUAAACGGGGAUAGAUAGCUAACAUACAUACAUAAAUUCACGCCUCUUUCCCGGAGGGGUAGGCAGAGAUCGCAUCUUUAAUUCAUAAUAUUCGCGCGAGCUCGUCGAAGAUUCAAACGCUUAUCAAUUCUAUCAUCAAGUCAAGUCAAAGCUGAACGUAGCUUGUCUGUGUUAACAAAACUGUUGACUCUGUCUACCCCGCAAGGGAUAUAGACGUGACUAUACGUAUGUAUGUAUGUAUCAUCAAUACUCAUAGAACAAUGUUGCAUAUGAUUAUGUAAGGCUAUAUAGUCUUGCGAAGUUUUUGAUGAUUUACAAGAAAUCCUGUUUAUUUAUUUAUAUCCGGUUAUAUAAUAGGAUAUAUAUCCGGUUAGUUUAUCGCAAUUUAUAAGGUUACAUCGGGUAAUAUGGUCGGAUUAUAACGUUAUAACCGGUUAUGUGAUAACCAGAUUUUUUAUAACAAUGGUGUUAGUUAACAAAGAGGUAAUGUGCGGUUUAGAAAAAAAACGAAUGUUUAAUUUUAUUACUUUUUUUAUAAGGAAUUGUGGGUAGAGAUUAUUUUGUAAAUAGGCGAUGGGCAUAGAAAACUGUUAAUUAACUAAGGCUCUGUCUGUCCCGUUAAAUAGGGACGUGAUAUUGCACAUUCAACGGCAGAGAAACUUGAACCACAUUUGAUAGGGUUUUUAUGGACAAAGUGUCAUGUUAAUCUGCUUUUGACUGUACCAUUGGUUUUUUUAAAUAUAUAAAACAAUAUAUUUUCUCCCGACAGCUUAGUUAUUCAAUAGAACUUAAUAGGCACUCAUCACAAGCGUGUGGCAAAUAUUUUUUUGUAUACAAAUAUAUGCCUGCUUAGGGUAUCAACCCAAACUAUAAUAAGGUAUUCAAAAAUUCCAGACAAAUUUAAAACUUUUUUAUUCAUUAUUAUGGGACACUUCAACAUCACUUAAUAAUUGUCAUAUCUUUUCGUAUCACAACAUUGGUUGACAUUAAAUACAUUAAAAGUCAAAGAAAUCAAUUAAACAUACAUAUUUACUAAUAAAAAUAUGAUAUUUGUCUCACCAAACAAGUUAUAUAUCGUUGAGUUAGUAUCUCGCAACACAAGUCUCGGAACUUACUUCGAGGCUAACUCAAUCUGUGUAAUUUGUCCCGUAUAUAUUUAUUUAUAUAUAAACAAGUCAUGUCAACUAUUGCUAUUGCAUACAUAUGCAUAUGCAUGCCAGCUGGCUUUGCCUCUUAAUAUUUAUAUACAAUAAAUAAUUAAAUAAAAGAAGGUUGCCUAUAGGCUGAUUCCAGGUUUUUAACAUAACGACCCCCAAAUAAAUUCCGCAUCUUUGCAGUAUAACUUGAGCCAUAUUGAAUCAUGGUAUAUAAAUAGCUGUACUAAAUGAAUGUUCCCAUUUCUUAACGACAUCCAUGGGAAGGAGAUGGAUUGGUCCUAUUUUUAAAUGCUGGGAACUACACGGUUCAACGUAUGUAUACAAUAAAGUUGGGAAAUGAUAUUAGGGAAGUGAUCAAUGUGUAAUAAAAGAUUUUAUACGCAUAGUGAACUUACUUUAUAUUUUCAAGCAGUCACCUUAGUAUCUGGUCACAGCAUGAAAACUCAUCGUACCUGCGUAUUAUAAGAGGCUUACUCUGAACUUGUGAUUAUUUUCGUACACAGCUAAUUUUCCCUGCGUUCUAGUUUUAAAUAAAUAAAUAAAUAUAUAAUGGCACAGACAUCGUUUCGCAUAACUUUUUUAGGCAUAAUCAACGUUUUGCAUAACUAUAACACAUAGAUUUAUGUGAAAUGAUGAUUAUACUAAAAAAUCUUUCUGUUUAUGCUAUUUGAUUUUAUGUAAUCUUUCGACCAGAUUGUCCGUAACGCGUCGUCAUUUGAAUCAUAAUAAAGUUCGCGUUAUUAUAAAGUUACAUACGAUUUAGUCAAUAUCUUUCAUAUUGAUGUUUAAUCUUAGCAAGUGCGGUCACUGCCUUAAUAAUAAAAUAGACAGAACCAGCAUCUUCAGCAAUCGAGUCCAUUACUUGUCCCAUAAAACAUGUUACAAUUUACGUCUGAUAAAUAGAUGUUACGAGAAUCGUCGCAGCGUCAUAUUAGGCCCCAGUCUGUCAACGCAAGUUACCUUAUUACAGCUAAGUUUAGACGGAGCCGUGAUAAACUAGAUUGAAUAGGAAUCACUUCAUUUACGAAUAUGCCACCUACUCGUAGGGAUUACCAAUAAUGUUGAAACAUUCCAAUCAUAUUCUGCGCAAUUUUAAUAGAAUAUCAAAAAUCCGCCAUUUUUUUUAAAUGUCAUGUGCCCUUCAGGGAAAAUAGGCGCUCCUAUGUUUUUGGUUUGUAUGAAUGUUACAUUUUAAACGUAACAGUGAAACUGACAAAUAUUCCUAUUGCGGCCAUUGUUUACUUAUAAUCUCUAUACUUCAAAUAUGGGGUUGGCAAUUCGUAAUAGUUUUUUUUUUGUUUAGAAAGUGAUACCAAUUUGGACACCUAAAGGUGCCAUUGGCGUGUCAGGGAAGUUUCCGACAGACACCUCCAGAUUACGAUGGUUUUGAGUUUGCCUACACGUCAAUAAUCGCGUCACGCUUUGAAGUGACCAGCCUGUUAACAGUUUAGUUUUGAUAUAGAUCUGAAUUUUAUAAUGUGAAUAGUUUACCACGAUUCCGUCUAAAGCGUUAAAUACAUUGCAUUUCGUAUAGUUUUUAUUUUAAAAGGUGUAAUGGUUAGUUUAUUAUGAUAUGAAGUAUGUGUGGAUUGUUUAAAAUAAAUAUUAUGGACAAAAACACCUUAAAUAAAGUAUAAUAAAUCCACAAUAUUAAUUUUAAACAAUAGUAUAAAAUAUACAUCCUGACUUGAGUGACAAACAUGGAAAUCUUGAAUUACCGGUAUGUCCUCUGGACCAGUAAGUAUAGAUUCAGAACCGUUGCCGGAAAGAUUUUUAUGUUGCUCACUGUAUUUUUUAAAACACAAUUUAAAUUGUAAUACUUGACAUAUGUUUUAAAAUUGUAUUAAUUCUCGUCUCAAAAAUGUGUUGAUUUUAUUUUUAUAUUGAUUUUUGUUAUAUAUUUUAAUGAAAUUAGAAAGGGAUAUUUUUGUUCAUUCCAAUUUAUUUUUAAUUUUAUAUAUUUCAUAGUUAUAAAUUUUAUGUGUCCAUGUUAAGUUAACUGAAGUGGAUCAUAUAGAACAGUAAAGUUAUCUUUGUGGUUUAACUUCUUGGCAUAUUGGCAAGGUUCUUGCCUCUCAACUUGAACCUGAUCAAGUCAAGAUGGAAAAUGACCUUUUUCAAAUCCCAGAAUCUUCGAUUUAGUAUACCAUAAUUCCCGUCUUUCGGUUGAACUGUACCAUAUCACGGGCAAAGAGUCUCGAACUUGCUAGCUGUCUGUAUAAUUUGUACCUUAUAGGUGGCAAACUUUUGUAUGUGGUCCACUAAAUUUUAAAGCUGCCCCACUAAGAAAUCGAAGUCAGAGAAAAAGCGAAGGCGCGCAUUUUUAAAAUCAAGUUAUUUAACUAAGGUGCUUCGAAAUAGCACGAUAACCGUUAUAGUGAAUCGAAUAAAAGUUAUUUCACACAUCCGUUGGUCUAACUCGAGUAGUACACUCGUUUCUUUGUGUGGCAAGCUUUAUGUAUUGGUGUUUGCAGUAUAUUUCUGUAUUUUAUCACAACGUUCGUAUCAAAUUUGAAGGACAUUUGUUACCUAAUUCUUAGUUUAAUAUUUUUUUUUUAUAUCAAUUCUAUUGUAGUAUAAGUGGAAAUUAGGUUGGUUAUGUAUGUUAUUUUGUGAUAUAUAGUUAAUAAAGAGUUACCUAUA